AUAGUUUGCAGGAACAAUUACGCAAUACGCCAAUAACAUUUAUUUAAUAUGAAUUUUAACAAUGGCUUUAUAAAAAAAAUAUAUUCAAUUUAUUUCUUUAAAGCAAUUUGAACAGAGAAGGAAGAUGCGAUGUACAAUUUGAUAUUCUUAAAUUAUAGCAUUUUAUAAACUUCACAAAUUGCAAGAAUAAUUAUCAGAGUGCAUCGAGUUUGAGUCAAAACACAAAAAAGCAUGGAUUUGCUGGGGUCAAUUUUAGGGUCUAUGGAAAAGCCUCCAACAAUAGAUGAUAAAGAAAAGAAAAGAGCUAAAGCACAAAAAGCUCUUGUUGAGAAACAACAAUUAAAGGAGAAGCAAAAGUUGGAUGAAUUUCGAGAAAAGAUGCAGAAGAGGAUACAUGAGUUUAUUAAAGAUGCCGCACAGCCAAAGUUAAAGUUUGAACCGAUGGAAAAAGUCUUCCGAGCCUUGAUACAUGAUAUUGCGGAUGUUGCUGGUCUCACAUCAUUUUCUUUUGGUAUAGAAGAAGAAGAUCGAUAUGUUAUGAUUUGGAAAAAGGAAUUCUGUCCCGGUGACGAUGAACUGAAUGCAUAUAAGCGUGGGGAAGCGUGGGACCCAGAAAAAGCUAAAGAGGCUGCCAGACAGAAGGAACUGGAUGACCGACUCGAUGCGGAACAGAAGAAUGCAGGAACGGCGGUGCCUGCAUCAAACUACCGCGACAAAUACAAACAUCUUAUAGGGGAGGAUGCCGCCAAGGAUGCCGCCAAGAACAUGAAAGCUAAUAAAUCUUACGGGUUUGUUCCAAGUGACAACAAACGUGAUCAGAGAACGAUAGAGCAGGUUCUUAACGACACGAGAGCAAAGAAGAAGUUGAAGACAGAGCACCGCAGUGAUUCGUCCAAGCCACCAGACACUGAAGAUACCACCGACCAAUCAUGAUGACUGUUAUUAAUGCUGUAACAAGUCACUGGCCAAUCACAGUUCCUGUAUUAGAUGUACUGGCCAAUCAGAGAUCACAAAUUGAGCGUACUGUUCAGUCAGUCAAUGAAGGCUACGAAGCAUGUUAAAUAAGUGAAUGUUUUGUUGGUUCUUUCUCAAAUUUAUGGAGUGUGAGAUUUUAAGGGUGUGUUCUUCAUAUUUUUCUGCACUUCAAUAUUUUCUUGGUGGUCCUGAUAUUUAUGGAAGUUCAAGACCGCUUUUAAAGUACCUUUUUGGGGAAAUUAAUGCUAUUUUUAGGGGUGCAAAAAGCACUUGUCUGCUUUCCAAAUGUAAGUAAAAAUUCCGACUGAUAAAUUAAACACUAUAACAAGGCAGCUAUUUUUUUGUCAUUUAGCUUUGUUUUACAUUUAAAUUCUUUCUCAAUAUACUUUAUUGCUCUUUUUUCACAGGAUGGGAUACAGCUCAGUGGUACAGUGCUCGCUUGAUGCACAGUCGGUCUAGGAUCGAUCUCUGUUGGUGGGGACCCAUUGAGCUAUUUCUUGUUCCAGCCAGUGCUCCACAACUGGUUUAACAAAGGCUGUGGU
Molecule: messenger RNA, 1517 nt
Organism: Gigantopelta aegis
Lineage: Eukaryota; Metazoa; Mollusca; Gastropoda; Neomphalida; Peltospiridae
Product: sperm-associated antigen 7-like
Exons: 7
Coding region: 232-933 (233 amino acids)
Molecular function (GO): nucleic acid binding
Source: RefSeq, a predicted model, not a curated record